CUCUUCCAUUACUUCAUUAGUGCUUGCAUUGGCUUGUAGCCGCGUGGUAAACACUUUAUUAUGCCAGGCAUGAACUCAAACGAUGAGGUUCCUAAGUUCGCAGAUACGAAGGAGGAAGCAAAAUACUGGCGAAAGUUAGCAGAGGAAUACUCCAUGAGGUUGCGCGAAACAAGAGAGGAACUCGAUGAAUUUCAAGAAGGUAGCAGAGAGCUUGAAGCUGAACUCGAAGCUCAACUGGAACAAGCAGAAGUUCGUCAACGCGAACUGUUAUCAAUAAAAACACGACUUGAAACUGACAAUGAAAAUUUAAAGGAAAAGCUGGAAGCGAGUCAAAACGAAUCAUAUAUAACCAUAACAUCUUUACAAGAUGAAAAUGCUCAGCUGAAAGCGAUUCAAGACGAACUCAGGAAAUAUGUCAGAGAAUUGGAACAGUCUAAUGAUGAUCUUGAACGAGCAAAACGAGUGACAGUAAGUUCACUUGAAGAUUUUGAGCAGCGACUAAAUGAGGCUAUCGAAAGAAAUGCCAUCUUAGAAAAUGAAUUGGACGAGAAAGAAACAUUAGUUGAAACCAUACAGAGAUUAAAGGAUGAAGCCAGAGAUCUUCAUCAAGAACUUGCUGUUCGCACGCAAAAGAGUUUAGAAUUAGAAGAUACAGAAGGAACAACAGAUGGAAAGAAAGAUGAUAAAGCGAAGCCACAUAUCAGAAGAGAUGUGAAAGCUGAACAUUUAACACCAUCCCCGCAUAAAUCUCAAAAUGGUGGAACGCCUCUUGCACCUUCAGCCAGAAUUUCAGCACUAAACAUUGUUGGAGAUCUUCUACGUAAAGUUGGGGCUCUUGAAUCCAAAUUGGCAUCAUGUCGAAACUUUGUUAAGGAUCAACCAAGGACAAUUAAAACCAUUGGUUUACCAAAUGGAUCUUCGCAGAUUCACAAGAGUCAUGCAAUAAAGAUGUAAAUAGCCAACAUGCCAACAUUUGUAUGUUGUUUGACUUAUUUUUACAUCUUUGGAGCAGUGUUGUAGAAAUGUGACAGUUCCUAAUGAUGUUAAAGACAUUUCUUCUUCAGAAACUUCUUGAAAUGUGACAGUUCCUAAUGAUGUUAAAGACAUUUCUUCUUCAGAAACCCUCUUGUAUGAAGAAUUUAUAGUAAAGUUAAAAAAUUAUUUCUAUGAACUUUGAGAAAAUCAAAUGGUCUAUCAUUGUAAAAUAAUUGUUUUAUUUCAUGAUUAUGAUGUUGUAUAUACUAAAA
This is a messenger RNA of Xenia sp. Carnegie-2017, 1247 nucleotides long. RefSeq names its product nuclear distribution protein nudE homolog 1-like. Gene Ontology annotation, biological process: mitotic centrosome separation; vesicle transport along microtubule; chromosome segregation. Gene Ontology annotation, molecular function: microtubule binding. Lineage: Eukaryota; Metazoa; Cnidaria; Anthozoa; Malacalcyonacea; Xeniidae. Bases 61 to 954 code for a protein of 297 amino acids. The record is from RefSeq and is a predicted model, not a curated record. Gene Ontology annotation, cellular component: kinesin complex; centrosome; kinetochore. The transcript is spliced from 9 exons.